Messenger RNA from Paramisgurnus dabryanus, 3527 nucleotides. It is a transcript of the gene sh3d19, whose product is annotated as SH3 domain containing 19. NCBI's taxonomy places the organism in Eukaryota, Metazoa, Chordata, Actinopteri, Cypriniformes, Cobitidae. Gene Ontology annotation, molecular function: protein binding. The record is from RefSeq and is a predicted model, not a curated record.
CAAACAGCCUGACCUCGUGCUUUAUAUCAUAUUAAAACAAAACCGGGCAUCAGUUUUUGUACAGUGUUGUGCAGUUGGCAUCAGUUUUUAUUUUAUUUAUCUAGGACAUAUAGCCUACUUUUAAUACGCAUGGCUGAAGCCCGACACCAGGAUGGAGCUGAAGAUUGUCCAAAUGUUAGCACUCCGAGGAGAAGAGAUUCAACCGGCCAUUCAGAUAGAAAUAAACCAGAUCACUUACAUGUAAGUCAAGGAGCCCUUUCCUCAAUCAAAUCAGCUUUUAAAAGAACAUCUCCAAGAGCUCGUUCACAGACUGAAAACUCCAGAGAAAGAAGGCGUCCAGAGAUAACUAUACUAUCAGCAGAGCCGCUGACACCCACUUCCUGGUUUCCAGCAUCUGGAGGUUUUCCAUCCCCAGCAUUUACCACACAACCAGUCUGGAGUGAGAACAUUUUAAACUCUGCUCAGCUCCCACCAUCCUAUGAGCAGGUGAUCAAGGAGAAGACCCAGGAACAGGUCACCACGCCAACACCGUUUCCACGUCGCUCAUACACAACCACUACUUCCACCCAGACUGACAGGCUAGAGGAAAAUGCCACUAGUCCAGAUUCCAACACGCCUCUGCAACUGAUCCAGCAGCACAGACGUGGAGUCUCAACGAAGCAACCAAACAAACCACCUCGUCCAUUAUUGCCAUCUAAACCCAAAAUAACUCAAACCAGUCCCAAAGAACUUUGUUCUGAUAAAGAGGACGAAAUUGCCACGCAGUCCUGCAGUACUGCUAAAAAUUGCUCCAAUCCCGGCACAGCUGUGUUACCUGUCACUACUGAUCUAACACCAACUCAACCCCCUGUGCCCCGGCCACGUGCCACCCCUGUCCCCCAGCCACGUGCCACAGUCAAACAAAUCCCAACUAAUCAAGUCAAUGUGCCACCUCUGAUAAAACUUCAUGACAGCUGGAAUGUUGGUCUUGUAACCCCUAUUGUUGACUCGAAUGUUCAAACAAGCAACUAUCUAAAUGAAUUCUUGGAUGUUUAUAUCUCAGAACCACAGUAUGAACUGAGCAACCCUGUUAACAUUCAAGGUAAGAAGACAGGACAAAGUGCUGAGAACCAUAGUGCGAACAUGACCGCCCUUCACAGUGACCGCAACAUCCGUGCAAAGAUCCAGGCUUUUGAAAGUGUCCUUGGUGCAGAGAAUGAAGAGAAUGAUGAAACCACCACGCCUUUACCCCGGCCUCGUAAAGCUCAGCCCAAGCCACCUGUGCUGGCACCAAAACCCUCCAUUGCCCCACGACCCUCCAUGAAAAAACCCAAAGAAGAAGAGUUUCCACAGGACAAUAACUUAAAUGAUGUCAUCUUACCACCCACCCCAGCACCAAGACCUCAGCUUUUCAAAAAACCUUUGGAUACAAAAUAUGAAUCAGACUUUCAGCUCCCCUUGAGGCCAAUCCCAAUCCCUCCAUCGCGACCCUCAUUGAUCAAAGUCAAGAAUGUAACUUCCCAGGAUGAGGAGGUAGCAUUCAAAGGACUUCCAUCUCCGCUCAAGCCCAGCAUAGAUCUACUCAACUUCAACAAUCACAACUCUACUGCACUUCUGCCAGACACCACAUCCACAGAGAGCAUACAUACCAAUGACUAUGUGGACGCUGCCAUUAAUAACUCUCCUAUUAAACCCGCACGUAAAGGAGGAUUCAGUUACAUGGCACCAAACGUUCAGGGAGUGACCAGGAGACCCACAGUCAUCAGAGUCCCAAGUAAAACUGAAAAGUACCUUGAGGAGAUGACAGAUGUUCCUCCUCCUUUACCUGUACAGAAAGCUGUGGGUGGACUCUCUACACCUGCAAAACCCUCUCGCAAAGACUCCUUCAGUCUCCCAUCUGAAAUCUCUCUUCCACCACGGCCCAUUGGAGGAAAGAUCCUGCCUGCUCGCCCACCACCAGCUAAAACAAACCCAGGGAGACCUCCUCCUCCGCAGAAAAACGGCUCGGUGCGACGACCUUCUGAUAAUAUUCAACAAGAAGUAUCUUUAAAAGUACAGCAACCUCAUUCUCAGCAACAAAACCGUAGAGGUUCGAGGAAAGGACCCGCUUUGCCACCUAGACCCAACCCUGGACAUCAUCUUUAUAACAAAUACACACUUGGGAUACCCCAUGGUAUUGCUCAGUUUAACUACAAUGGCACAGAUAUUGGAGAGCUGUCUUUUCAGAGAAAUGAAGUCCUCGUCCUACUUGAACAAUUAGACAACAAAACAUUUGAGUGCCAAGCGGGAAACGCUAAGGGGACAGUGCAGGCAUCGAACAUGAAGAUUAUUACACCUUUAACAAACUUACCCUAUAAUCCUCAACCACAGCAGAAGAACAGUCCAUCUCAACGUUUUAGUGGAAUGGUGGAAAAUACUGGAUCUUUUCAAGUACAAGCACUAUAUGACUUCACACCAGAGGGUCCGGGAGAGCUGGGUUUGAAGGCUGGUGAUGUUGUGUCUAAUGUAGAACAGCUGGACAGUGAUUGGUACAUGGGAACAUGCAGAAAUAUCACUGGAUUCUUCCCCGUCAACUACGCCAAACCACUGAACAAACCUAUUACACCUGUGCCAACAUUCAUCAGUGAAACUAAACCCAAACCGACUCCUGAGCCUAUCAGUGGGCCAAGAUGCAUAGCGAGGUUUGAUUUUGAAGGAGAGCACAGCGAUGAGCUCUCGUUCUCUGAAGGUGAUGUGAUUCAGCUUCUAGACUAUGCAGAAGAUGAAUGGGCUUCUGGGAGAGUGAACGGCAAAGUUGGCAUUUUCCCUCUCAACUUCGUGGAAGUGAUUGUGGAUCUUCCUCCAGCACCAGUGCAGAAAUCUGCUUCAAACAAGAUUGCACUGCCUGGAAUGGCCGGUUUAACAAACACACAAAAAUCAUAUAAAGCUAAUGAGCCUGAAGGUGUGGAGUGGGCUGUGGCUCUCUAUGACUUUACAGCAGAGACCGAGGAUGAUCUACCCUUCCAGCAGGGAGACCGAAUCCUGGUCACAGCUCACAUAGAUGAUGAAUGGUGGAGCGGGAAGCUUAAUGGUAGAGAAGGGGUCUUUCCUAAAGCAUUUGUAGAGGUUGCUACAGAUGGCUGGAAAUGACACCAGAACAAUUCAUGAGUCAGGAUCUUAAACAGUGUUGUGUUAUGCCAGAUGUGUCAAAUGCAGUUUCAUGUAUUUUUUGAAUGGGCUUGUGUGUUGUCUAAUGUACAAACACAAUUGAAUGUUCCACUCUUUUACAUUACAAAGCACAAUGUAUAGAAAUAUAUAUUCUUUUGUUGGGUCAGUGUUACUUUUGAAUUUAAAAUAAUAUUUUGGUCAGGUAUAUUUAUUGCAGCUGUACAACAGAGAAUGCACUUGUAUAAACCUAAAAAGCAGGUGUGGGGCGACACCUUGUGUCCAAACUGUACAACAAACUUCUAUGGCUUUGUUUUUUAUCAGUACAUCUAUGCACCCUUAUAUCUUCCUAUGGCUUUCAUAUGUCAACAUCAAUUAUUUUUACUGUAUAAACAUUAAACGUU